AUGCGGGCUCAACGAUCAUUCCAACUAUAUUCCAUCAUCUUACUCUGCCUUUUCACUUUUGUAGCUGCAUGGCCAUGGCCAAGAUGGCUUCCAGAAAUGGACUCUUUAAUUGUAGCUCGAGCAGACAGUUCAAGCUCUUCUGCUGCUGAUAGCACAGCAUCCGAAACUGCUUCCGCCGCUGCUUCGGCGACUACAGCCCCAAAGUCUACAAACACAGCAUCAGAAACAGGUUCCGAAUCUGCAACCAGUUCCGAAUCUGCAACCGGUUCCCAAUCAGCAUCGAAAACAAGCUCAGGCUCAGGCACAAACAAAGCUACCACUUCUGGAUCGAAAACAACAUCAGGUACUGCCAAAUCUGGAUCAUCCACAUCCAUAAGCAGCUCUGGUGGCAACUCGACUUCCUACAAUGCAACUUACCCAGCAGGUGGAAUUACUCUCUUAACACCUGCCGCCGCUUCCACUGAAUACUACAAAAUUGGUGACUAUAUUACUUUUGUCUGGAAUUAUACAUCUCUCGAGGCUACUCCUACCGCCGUUAACAUUAUGGCCACAUGCAAAGCCAAUGCUCAAUUAUACACCAUUGCCACAAACCAAACCGUCUCGCAUUCCACACAGGCAGUAACCUGGGAUACUGGUUCCUAUCAAUCAACUGCUGUUGGAAACCCUCUCCUUACUGAAACCUACACUUUAAUUAUCUACGAUGCAGAGAGUAGUAUCAGUGCGACUUCUGAACCCGGAUACUUGUCAGUAUAUGAUACAUAUGCUUUUGGGAUGUACACGCCACAGCCAUAUACUCCUCUCAGUGAUUGGGUAUGUGCUACAUGCAGUGGGGCAUUAUCUGACAUGGAGAGAAAAGCAUUAAAAUUGAUGUUUGGUAUGGGAGUUAUUACUGUGCUUAGCUUCACCUGGUUCGUCACUGGAUUGGGUGUUAUCUGGUAA
Botrytis fragariae is the source of this 939-nucleotide messenger RNA. RefSeq lists its product as uncharacterized. The coding region runs from base 1 to 939 and encodes 312 amino acids. The record is from RefSeq and is a predicted model, not a curated record. Lineage: Eukaryota; Fungi; Ascomycota; Leotiomycetes; Helotiales; Sclerotiniaceae. The transcript has 2 exons.